AUGUGCGGGGGGAUGGCGGCGAAGGGGCCGGGCGGGCCGCGGUGGUGGCAGAACCGUCGGGCGCGGCUGCUGUGCAUGCUGGCGCUCACCUUCCUUUUCUUCGUGGUGGAGGUCGUGGUGAGUCGGGUCACGUCGUCGCUGGCCAUGCUGUCUGACUCUUUCCACAUGCUCUCAGAUGUCAUGGCCCUGGUUGUGGCACUGGUGGCCGUGCGCUUCGCCCAGCGCACCCGCGCCACCAAAAAGAACACCUUCGGGUGGGUGCGAGCUGAGGUGAUGGGCGCCCUCGUCAACGCCGUCUUCCUCACCGCCCUCUGUUUCACCAUCCUGCUGGAGGCCAUCGAACGCUUCACAGAGCCCCAUGAGAUCCAGCAGCCGCUCGUGGUCAUCGGCGUCGGAGUGGCAGGACUCAUCAUCAACCUUCUGGGGCUGUGCCUCUUCAACCACCACGGUGUCGGGGGCCAUGGCCAUUCCCACGGCCACGGGCACUCGCACAGCGGCAGGCAGCACCCCCGCAGCGGCUCUAAGCCCGAACAGCCACAUGGGGAUGGGGAGGCUUCGCUGCACCGAGAGGAGACCAGCACCUUGGUGGAGAACUGCAGCAGCUCCAACGGAGUCAGCCAGGAUAAGCUAGGUGACAUGAAAGAUGACAUGACUGAUCUACAAGUGAAUGGGAACGCUGGUCAUUAUCCUGUGGAUGUAGAGGAAGUUGAAGAAGACUCUAGUGCACAGCUUAACAUGCGUGGAGUUUUUCUACAUGUUUUUGGAGAUGCCUUAGGUUCAGUAAUUGUUGUAGUGAAUGCUUUGCUCUUUUAUGGGUUGUGGAAUCCAUGCCCCAAAGAUGGGCCCUGCCUUAAUCCAUGUAUCAAUAAUCAUUGUGUGGAAAAUGCUACUUUAUCCCAAACACUUGGCAGAGCAAACAGUUCUGAGCAAGAGAGCAUAACAGUGGCUGGGCCAUGCUGGUUGCUGUAUUUAGAUCCUGUCCUUUGUCUGAUCAUGGUUUGUAUACUCCUUUACACAACUUACCCAUUACUUAGGGAGUCAGCCCUUAUACUUCUACAGACUGUUCCCAAACAAAUAGAUGUGCAUUCUUUGAACUCAAAAUUACGUACGCUUGAAGGAGUUGAAGCAGUCCAUGAGUUACAUAUUUGGCAGCUAGCAGGCAGUAGGAUCAUUGGCACUGCUCAUAUAAAGUGUCCUGACCCUUCCACAUACAUGAUGGUGGCAAAGCGCAUAAAAGAGAUCUUUCACGAUGAAGGGAUUCAUGCAACUACCAUUCAGCCUGAGUUUGCCAGUGUUGGCUCUGAAUCGGGAAGAGGGAAAUGCGAGUUCCCUUGCAGGACACAGUGUGCUUUGAAGCAGUGUUGUGGAACGGGAGAAGAUAGUACUGCAAAGAAGACAGAAAAAUCUUCAUCAAUUAGUAUUUCUUGUUCAGAAGUUGUCACUGAUGUUCCGAAAACUAGGAGGACUAAGUCGGAGAGCAUCCCUUCAGUUAAGCUAGAGGCAAAUACCGAUCAAAACGAGCAGUUUGAAUCAUCUUUGUAACUCCCUGAACGGUGCUACCUGAGUUUUGGUGACUUUGACAACAGCUGUAUUGCAAGAGGAAGAGACAGACGUUUGAGAUGCAAUUUUGCCAAGUAGUGUAAUUGCUGAAGUCCUUGUUCUUGUCAUAUUGCUAAAUCUAGAAUGCUUGUUUUAAAGAACAUAAUGUCUCUGUCAUGAUACAGUGUGUUUGUGUUGACUGUGAGACAGACAGAAAGUACACCAAUGCUGUAACAACUUCAGAAAAACAGUUUCAGCGUUUCAGCAGACACUUUUUACCAUGCUUCAAAUGAAAAUACUUUAUUCCAGUGAAAAGGUGUUUGAAGGAUGUAGGAACGCGAUUUGUGUUACAGACUUCUUGGACCUAAUCUUUCCUUUAAUAUUUGAUUUGUAGAUAUUCUAAUAUAUUGUUUAUUUAGAAGCCCUGAGGAAACCAAAGUUCAUAGAAUGUUUUUAAAGCUGUAACUACUUAAAACUGGAAACCACUGCAGUUUCACAUA
Molecule: messenger RNA, 2039 nt
Organism: Indicator indicator
Lineage: Eukaryota; Metazoa; Chordata; Aves; Piciformes; Indicatoridae
Gene: SLC30A1
Product: solute carrier family 30 member 1
Exons: 2
Coding region: 1-1542 (513 amino acids)
Biological process (GO): detoxification of zinc ion; intracellular zinc ion homeostasis; zinc ion transmembrane transport
Cellular component (GO): membrane; Golgi apparatus; endoplasmic reticulum
Molecular function (GO): zinc ion transmembrane transporter activity; calcium channel inhibitor activity
Source: RefSeq, a predicted model, not a curated record